AUGUUCGGCUGUGUUUAAUGCAUACAUAAUACUUAUGUAAUAUGUAUAGUUCCGAAAUUAAGAUACUCGCAGUGCAUGAGUCACGAUGUAGAUAAAGCACGUAUUUUUAUUGUUUUUGUUCUUUAAAGACAUUUUCUUUUUGUUGUCACUCGUCAGUGAUGGAAUUUCAGUGUGUCGCGUCGAAGGUUUAAACAAUCGUCUCCCUCAUUCAAGCUAUUGAAAAUGAUGAUUUUAAUUGUCUAAAGAUUUGUAUUGUUUCGGUGCUUCAUUUUUAAGGUUAGUUCUGAAGGUGUCUUUAUGAUUUUUGGUAAUCACAAACCCGUUCUGUACUGAGUGAUUAUGAUUAUACGAUAUCAACAUCCAUCGUCUAUCUGCAUGAUUUGAACGAAUGUGUGCACCGCAAGUGACCUUGACAGCUGAUGCGUGGGAAGUGAAAUUUCGUAGUGAUGUAACAUUGUAUUGCUUUUAUGAUUUAGAAGGUCUUUCACUUUUAUCAAUGAAAUGGUACAGAGGAACGAGAGAAUUUUUUCGAUAUGAUCCAUCGCUGCGUCCACAUACGAAAACGUUCCCAAUAUUUAAUACAAAAGUCGAUCUGAAUCGAUCCAAUGAGACGCAAGUCACACUGCAAGAAGUCGGAUACGAAUUAGAUGGUAAAAUUAAAUGCGAAGUAACCAUCGAUCAUAUUUAUAAAGUGAUAUCAGCUCAAGAAUAUCUUUCCGUAAUUUCGUUGCCGAAAGAAAAACCGAAAAUUGUUACGAAUAAGGAAAAAUAUAAUAUUAAUGAUACGUUACUAGCCAAUUGCACGUCGUCAUUGUCGCAUCCGCCGUCUUCGCUCAGUUUUUUAUUGAAUAAUGAACCGGUUGGUAUGCCAGUCAGCAAACACAUAGGCUGCAAUGAAACGGAAAAGGGUUUUCCAACUAUUCCGUGCGAAAAUAACGAUAACACAACAGUCUGGACGUGGUUACCAUUAAAUCUGACUUUGCUGGAGUCACAUUUCAGGCACGAUAAUCUGAAUUUGCAAUGUACUGCAGUUAUAAAUAAUUUCAGACAUUCUUCAGCCAAAAAAAUCAUACCAUUAAAAAGCAGUGAACCGAAACCGGAAAGAGUGAGAUCAUCGCUGAAUUCAUCAAGCCGAACUGAUUGCAGUUACCAUUUUGUAUUGUUUAUCGUAUUUUGGAUAUUGAAUCGAUAACACUCGAAGUUCUUGUUAGUGUAAUUUUUUUAAAUCUUAUUUUAUUUGUUGUAAUAUUUUGUAAAUAAUUUUUAGAUAGAUUUGUUUACUAUUUUGCUUAUUAUUUGUGCAUUAAAUGUUUUUAUUUA
Messenger RNA from Planococcus citri (citrus mealybug), 1320 nucleotides. RefSeq lists its product as uncharacterized. Lineage: Eukaryota; Metazoa; Arthropoda; Insecta; Hemiptera; Pseudococcidae. The coding region runs from base 389 to 1192 and encodes 267 amino acids. The record is from RefSeq and is a predicted model, not a curated record. The transcript is spliced from 6 exons.